Molecule: messenger RNA, 1342 nt
Organism: Leptonychotes weddellii (Weddell seal)
Lineage: Eukaryota; Metazoa; Chordata; Mammalia; Carnivora; Phocidae
Source: RefSeq, a predicted model, not a curated record
AGCAGGAGCGGGCGCGGGCGCAGGAGGAGGAGGUGGUGGUGGUGGAGGCAGUGGUUAGACAUGAACGCCGCCUCGGCGCCGGCGGUGCACGGAGAGCCCCUUCUCGCGCGCGGGCGGUUUGUGUGAUUUUGCUAAAAUGCAUCACCAACAGCGAAUGGCUGCCUUAGGGACGGACAAAGAGCUGAGUGAUUUACUGGAUUUCAGUGCGAUGUUUUCACCUCCUGUGAGCAGUGGGAAAAAUGGACCAACUUCUUUGGCGAGUGGACAUUUUACUGGCUCAAAUGUAGAAGACAGAAGUAGCUCAGGGUCCUGGGGGAAUGGAGGACAUCCAAGCCCGUCCAGGAACUAUGGAGAUGGGACUCCCUAUGACCACAUGACCAGCAGGGACCUUGGGUCACAUGACAAUCUCUCCCCACCUUUUGUCAAUUCCAGAAUACAAAGUAAAACAGAAAGGGGCUCAUACUCAUCUUAUGGGAGAGAAUCAAACUUACAGGGUUGCCACCAGCAGAGUCUCCUUGGAGGUGACAUGGAUAUGGGCACCCCAGGAACCCUGUCGCCCACCAAACCUGGCUCCCAGUAUUAUCAGUAUUCUAGCAAUAACCCCCGAAGGAGGCCUCUUCACGGUGGUGCCAUGGAGGUGCAGACAAAGAAAGUUCGAAAAGUUCCUCCAGGUUUGCCAUCCUCAGAGUGUCUCUAUCAGGCCAAGACACCUAGUCAGCUGUUUCUAUCAUUAGACUUAUCGCUCUACAAAGUUUGUGUUGGAAAUGGCCAUCACAGCAGUGACCCUUGGAGCUCCUCCAGUGGGAUGAAUCAGCCUGGCUACGGAGGAAUGUUGGGCAGUUCUUCUCAUAUUCCACAGUCUAGCAGCUACUGUAGCUUGCAUCCACACGAACGCUUGAGCUAUCCAUCACACUCCUCAGCAGACAUCAAUUCCAGUCUUCCUCCAAUGUCCACUUUCCACCGUAGUGGCACAAACCAUUACAGCACCUCUUCCUGUACGCCUCCUGCCAACGGGACAGACAGUAUAAUGGCAAAUAGAGGAAGCGGGGCCGCCGGCAGCUCCCAGACUGGAGAUGCUCUGGGGAAAGCACUUGCUUCGAUCUAUUCUCCAGAUCACACUAACAACAGCUUUUCAUCAAACCCUUCAACUCCUGUUGGCUCUCCUCCUUCUCUCUCAGGUACUGUACCUAAAUUCAAUCCCAUCAUGGUACCGGUGUAUGAAAACAAUUUCCCUCUUGUACUUCCUGGUGCGGCAGGUGGAAACUCCUUCCCUCCAAAAGCUCAAAACAGAACAUUUCCAAACAGAAAAAUGGAAAGGUCUGUCUUUUCCACUGCCAUAUGA